Molecule: messenger RNA, 669 nt
Organism: Ornithodoros turicata
Lineage: Eukaryota; Metazoa; Arthropoda; Arachnida; Ixodida; Argasidae
Exons: 9
Coding region: 52-669 (205 amino acids)
Source: RefSeq, a predicted model, not a curated record
UUGAACCAUCCAGCCCAAGGCAACAAUCCAUUCUGUGAACUCCAAAAUCGAAUGGACAUAAGUCGAAGCCUCCCGAGCUCUUUAAGAACUUCCAACCUGGACUCAAGACAAUGUGCGACGAGCAAUACUGCACAUCCAGAGCGCUGCGUGGAGGGUGCUGUGCGCCUACCGAAGAAACGCUUUCGUCAAGACCUUUCAGCUCAGUCAUUGUCACCUACAAGUCCGACUGGGCUGUCACAACCUGUACCCCAGUUUAACAACAGGUUCAGCCCACACUUAGGCCAUAGCCCUGUUAACUUGUCUUACCAAGAUAACUAUUUCUUGCAAGAGUUCGACUCUGGCUAUGUAGAGAACAAUGUCAGCCAGAUUCCAUUUCGUGAUUCUCAAGUCUCUCUUCACUGUCGUCAGAACGGUUCCCACCAAAGUCCAUCACCAGUUUCUGACACAAAUAAAACAGGUUUUGAACGGUCUAUCUACACACUGCUUGUGGACCUGAAAAUGUCUGUGAAGUGCUUGGAGAGAAAAAUCGAAGAGAUGAGCAAUGCGAUGUCACAAGAGAAAGCGUUUUUGGAUGUUGAACUGCCACGUUUUCCUCUAGGAUCUGACGACGAACUUAAAGAUUUCCGCACUAGACUGUCUGACACAAACAUAAAGGGGAGGUUGCUAUGA